AUGAGCUUUCCAAAUUUCGGUGAAGGCGGUGCACAGCCGCAGCAGGCUGGCGAGGAGCAAGGCCAGUUUCAUCAAGAACAGGGUCAGUUUCACCAGGAGCAAGGUCAAUUCCAGCACGAGCAAGGCGGCUUCGGUGGUCAAGGUGCUCCUCAGCAGCAGAACCCAAUGGGUCAGCAGAUGGACCCGAAUCAGCAACAGCAAGGCCAGUUCCCAGGCGCGCAGGGUGGUGCUCCGGGCGGUGGGCCAGGCGAGCCAGGUCCGGAUUCGAAGACUACGUUGUGGAUGGGCGAGCUUGAGCCAUGGAUCGACGAGAACUUCGUGCGCAGUGUGUGGUUCGGCAUGGGCUACCAGGUCAACGUCAAGAUGAUCCGCGACAAGUUCUCUGGCAGCAACGCAGGUUACUGCUUUGUCGACUUCGAGAACUCGGAUGCUGCGACCCGCGCACUCCAGCUUAAUGGGCAGAUGAUUCCGAACUCCAACCGCCAAUUCAAGCUCAACUGGGCAUCCGGUGGUGGCCUUGCCGAUCGCAGCCGCGAUGACCGCGGUCCCGAAUACUCGAUCUUCGUCGGCGAUCUGGGCCCGGAGGUCAACGAGUACGUCCUCAUGUCACUUUUCCAGAACAAAUUCAACUCCUGCAAAUCGGCCAAGAUAAUGUCCGACCCGAUCAGCGGUAUGUCGCGCGGCUACGGCUUCGUGCGCUUCUCCGACGAGACCGACCAGCAGAACGCUCUUCGCGAGAUGCAGGGUGUCUACUGUGGCAACAGGCCCAUGCGCAUCUCCACGGCCACUCCCAAGAACAAGGCUGGUGCUGGUGGUCCAGGCGGUCCAGGCGGUCCAGGCGGUCCAGGCGGUAUGGGUGGCGGCAUGCCGGGUCAGCAAGGCGGUCCAGGCAUGGGCAUGUAUAGCAUGGGUGCCCCACCUAUGGGCUACUACGGUGCGCCUCAGCCGAUGAAUCAGUUCACCGACCCCAACAAUACCACUGUCUUCGUGGGUGGUCUGUCCGGCUACGUUACCGAGGAUGAGCUCCGCUCGUUCUUCCAGGGCUUUGGCGAAAUCACCUACGUCAAGAUCCCGCCAGGCAAGGGCUGCGGCUUCGUACAGUUCGUCCACCGCCACGCUGCCGAGAUGGCCAUCAAUCAGAUGCAGGGCUACCCAAUUGGCAAUUCUCGUGUCCGUCUCAGUUGGGGUCGUAGCCAGAACAACUCCGGCCCUGCUGGCACCCCUUACCGCCCGGCUCCGCCUCCACCACCGAUCUACGGUCAGAUGGGCGGCAGCAUGCCUGGCAUGCCACCCCAGAACCCAUACGGCAACUUUGCCCCAAUGAAGUAA
Molecule: messenger RNA, 1329 nt
Organism: Recurvomyces mirabilis
Lineage: Eukaryota; Fungi; Ascomycota; Dothideomycetes; Mycosphaerellales; Teratosphaeriaceae
Exons: 2
Coding region: 1-1329 (442 amino acids)
Biological process (GO): mRNA splice site recognition
Cellular component (GO): cytosol
Molecular function (GO): mRNA binding
Source: RefSeq, a predicted model, not a curated record